AUGUUACCAACAUCAUCAUCGGGAUCACCAACUUGGAUGGCUGAUAUGACCUAUAACCCUGGAACUAACGAAGAACUUCUUACACCAGUUACACCAGUUAAUAAUCAACAAACUUUUCAAGAUUUUGCUAUGUGGACAAUG
Molecule: messenger RNA, 141 nt
Organism: Scutellospora calospora
Lineage: Eukaryota; Fungi; Glomeromycota; Glomeromycetes; Diversisporales; Gigasporaceae
Source: the annotation of a GenBank genome assembly